This is a messenger RNA of Salvelinus namaycush (lake trout), 1623 nucleotides long. RefSeq names its product LIM and senescent cell antigen-like-containing domain protein 1. Bases 546 to 1523 code for a protein of 325 amino acids. The record is from RefSeq and is a predicted model, not a curated record. Gene Ontology annotation, biological process: cell-cell junction organization; positive regulation of substrate adhesion-dependent cell spreading; positive regulation of integrin-mediated signaling pathway. NCBI's taxonomy places the organism in Eukaryota, Metazoa, Chordata, Actinopteri, Salmoniformes, Salmonidae. Gene Ontology annotation, cellular component: cell-cell junction; cytoplasm; focal adhesion. The transcript is spliced from 10 exons.
AAUUUCACAAGCACUUCCAGCUGAUUGCGAGGGAACACGCUUUGGUCGACAACUUUUGAUCACAUUCGGCUAUUGUUUACAUAUUGUUAAUCAUGUGAAAUGCAUCAGGAGAUGAAGAAGAAAAAAAACAAGCAACAAAACUUACCGGCGCUGUAAAAAGUUGGGUAAACAACACUUUCCUGUGGUUACCCUAUAUCUUCACUUCCUACCGCCAGAUCCCAGGCCUGUGAAGGGGCCACUCUCCAUAUACUGGCAUAUAGAGACUAUUGCGUCUUUUUUACAGCGAUUUAUUUCAGACUGAUAUUCAUGGAGUAACCAUGGUAACAGUCUGUUUAGACAACGUGUAUGUACAUUUUGGUUAUGGGUUGUGUGCGGAUCCUGUCUGAGGGGGGUUUAGAACAGCAACACAUUUUUCAGCGGAAACCGUUUACUCCAAACCUAAAACAUUUGCAACGAAAACAAGAGUUUCUAUUGGACAAAUUCAGAAAAGAGAAAAGGGAUAUUUCAAGAUAACUCUCGCCCCCUUUCUCACCUUUCUCAGCAACAUGGCCAAUGCCCUGGCCAAUGCGAUGUGUGAGCGCUGUAAGAGUGGCUUUGCCCCGGCGGAGAAGAUCGUCAACAGCAACGGGGAGCUGUACCAUGAGGGGUGCUUCGUCUGUGCUCAGUGCUUCCAGCAGUUCCCCGAAGGUCUCUUCUAUGAGUUUGAGGGCAGGAAGUACUGCGAGCACGACUUCCAGAUGUUGUUUGCUCCCUGCUGCCACCAAUGUGGGGAGUUUAUCAUUGGUCGUGUGAUCAAGGCGAUGAACAACAGUUGGCACCCUGACUGUUUCUGCUGUGACCUCUGCCAGGCCGUACUGGCUGACGUGGGCUUCGUCAAGAACGCCGGCAGACACCUGUGUCGCCCGUGUCAUAACCGUGAGAAGGCCCGUGGUCUGGGGAAGUACAUCUGUCAGAAGUGCCACGCUAUCAUCGAGGAGCAGCCGCUGCUGUUCAAGAACGACCCCUACCACCCCGAUCACUUCAACUGCAACAACUGCGGUAAGGAGCUGACUGCUGAUGCCAGGGAGCUGAAGGGAGAGCUGUACUGCCUGCCCUGCCAUGACAAGAUGGGUGUUCCCAUCUGUGGCGCUUGCAGGAGACCCAUCGAGGGCCGCGUGGUCAAUGCCAUGGGCAAGCAGUGGCACGUCGAGCAUUUUGUGUGUGCUAAGUGUGAGAAACCCUUCCUGGGCCAUCGCCACUACGAACGCAAAGGACUGGCCUACUGUGAGACUCACUACAACCAGCUCUUUGGAGAUGUCUGCUACCACUGCAACCGUGUCAUUGAGGGUGAUGUGGUGUCAGCCCUGAACAAGGCAUGGUGUGUCAACUGCUUCGCCUGCUCCACCUGCAACACCAAGCUCACCCUAAAGAACAAGUUUGUGGAGUUUGACAUGAAGCCGGUGUGUAAGAAGUGUUACGAGAAGUUUCCUCUGGAACUUAAGAAGAGGCUGAAGAAGCUGGCGGAGACAGUGGCCCGGAAGUAGACCGAGACAGACCCAGACAGACAGACAGACAGACCCAGACAGACAGACCCAGACAGACAGACAGACAGACAGACAGACCCAGACAGACAGACCCAGACAG